Aplysia californica (California sea hare) is the source of this 2337-nucleotide messenger RNA. RefSeq names its product vacuolar protein sorting-associated protein 16 homolog. Gene Ontology annotation, biological process: intracellular protein transport; vacuole fusion, non-autophagic; endosomal transport. Gene Ontology annotation, cellular component: endosome; HOPS complex; lysosomal membrane. Lineage: Eukaryota; Metazoa; Mollusca; Gastropoda; Aplysiida; Aplysiidae. Gene Ontology annotation, molecular function: actin binding. The record is from RefSeq and is a predicted model, not a curated record.
AGGCCACUCUUCUUUAAAGUGAUAAUUCAAGAUGGCGACCGCUGACUGGAAUCCCCUCGGGGAAGUGUAUUACAGAAAAUGCGAGCUGUACACAAUGGAGUGGAGUGGCCUGGUGGAUCUCGCCAAACACACGGUGGCAGCAUCCUCGUACGGAGGACCUAUAGCACUGAUGAAGGAUGACAGCAAGACUGCCCGAGUAACCACAACUAUCAAGCCAGUGAUCAGCGUGUAUAAUGCCGCCGGGAAAUUGCUCAGUCAGAUGAGGUGGAACAGCGGGACGGUGGUCACUAUGGGCUGGUCAGCCACGGAGGAACUCUUGUGUGUGCAGGAGGAUGGCGUCGUGCUGGUCUACGAUAUGUUCCUCACGUUUAAGAAAACCUUCAGCAUGGGACAGGAAGCCAAAGAUGUGAAAAUCCUGGAUGCCAAGAUCUUUGCCAGCUUCCAGGGCACGGGCAUCGCUGUCAUGACGACCUCAUUCCGCAUCUUCCUCAUCAGCAACGUGGACAGUCCUCGCAUCGUGCGCCUGGCCGAGGUUCCAGGUUUGAAUGAAGCUCCGAACUGCUGGACGAUCGUCGUGUCGGACCGACAGGCCCGCGCCCUGGUGGCCAAGGGCGGAGAACUCUACCUCGUCGACCAGGGAGGGCAGUUCCAGCAACAGCAAGCAGAGCUGAGCGAGAACGCGGGUGACAUCACAGAGCUGGCCGUGUCCUUCAACAACAAGUACCUGGCCCUCUGCACGAAGAACGGCGCCCUCUGGAUCGGCUCGGCCGACCUUCAGAAGAAGUACUGUGAGUUCAACACCAGCUCUCCGAUGAAGCCGCAGCAACUUGUCUGGUGUGGCAACGGAGCUGUGGUGGCCCUGUGGGACAAACUGAUCCUGGUGGUGGGGCCAGACAAAGACUGGAUCAAGUACAACAUGGACUGCUCGGUACAUCUGCUACAGGAGGAAGACGGGCUGAGGAUCAUCGGCAACGACACUCACGAGUUUCUGCAGAAAGUUCCAGCGGUGACGGAGCAGAUCUUCAAAAUCGGCUCCAUGGAGCCCGGAGCCAUGCUCUAUGAGGCCAGCAAGGAGUUCCAGAAACGCAACCAAAAAGCGGACGAGUACAUCCGGAUGAUCAAGGACAAACUGGAGGUGGCUGUCAAUCAGUGUAUCCAGGCCGCCGGUCAAGAGGUGGAGCCAGGGAAACAGAGGACACUGCUGAGGGCUGCGUCGUUCGGAAAGUGUUUCCUCACAGACUACCGGCCGGAGCUGUUCGUCAACAUGUGUCAGAUGCUGCGCGUGUUGAACCAAGUGCGUCAUCACUCUGUGGGGAUUCCCCUUACCUACACACAACUGGAGCACCUGUCGAUGCCCGUGCUGAUCGACCGACUCGUGCUGCGGAAGUUGUUCGGGCUGUCUGUCCGCAUCUGCCAGUAUCUCAAGAUCCCCGACGCUGAAGGUCGCAGUCGCAUCCUGGCGCACUGGGCGUGUUUCAAGGUCCAGCAAAAACACGAAGAUGAAGAGAAGCUGGCUCGGGCGAUCUCGCAGAAACUGUUGGAUGUACCUGGCGUGUCUUUCUCCGAGAUUGCCAGUCAGGCCUUGGAACAUGGCCGCAAACAGCUGGCUGUCAAGCUACUGGACUAUGAGCCCCGUGCCUCGGAGCAGGUCCCACUUUUGCUGAAGAUGGGACAGGACCAGACGGCCUUGACCAAAGCUAUCGACAGCGGAGACACAGAUCUAGUGUACACAGUGCUGCUUCAUCUCCGGGACAAGAUGGCCAGUGCUGGGGACUUCUUUAUGAUGAUCCGAACCAUGCCCAUUGCCUGUUCUUUGUACAUACAGUAUUGUCGCCAACAGAACCUGAAGCUGGUGGAGGAUUUGUACUAUCAGGAGGAUAACUCUCUGGAGGAGGGAAACUGUAAAGUCAUACGUAGUUAUACACUGGAGCACCUUGAGGAGAGAGCUAAACUACUAGAAGACGCCAUGAACUGUUUCCACCGCUGCAAGAACGAGUUUGCCGCCAAGUUCUGGAUGCUCAAAAUCAGCGCCCUGGCUGAGGUCGGUGACUGGUCAGAGCUGGAGAAACUGUCCAAGACGAAGAAACCACAAUUCCGUGAAGCGGCGGAGGCGGCCAUUGAGAACAAAAGUGAGGAGGACUUCGACUACGUCUUGUCGCGGCUGGGUCUGGCCGAUCGCCAGGUGGCCGAGACGGUUCGGGGGAUGAGGGGUCAGCUGAUGGCCAGGAGGUGAAAGGUCAAAAAGGCACUACUCUGCCGUAAGCUGUCAAAAGGCCUGGUUUUCUUGGGGGCAGUUUCGGGAAAAAGAGGGGGGGGGGUUGUCAGCAUAAUCAUUUA